AUGGCGGCGUCCGCGAGGCCAGGGGAGAGGGCGACCAGCUUCGCCGUCGCGUGCAGCCUCCUCAGCCGCUUCGUCCGCCAGAACGGCGCCGCGGCCGCCGAGCUAGGCCUCGGGAUCAAAGGCGAGGUCGAGCAGCAGAGGACGCCGGCGACAAUUAACUUGCUCCCCGGAACGGAGGGCGAGGAGGCCGAGAGGAGGAAGGAGACCAUGGAGCUGUUCCCGCAGAGCGCCGGGUUCGGCGUCAAGGAUGCUGCUGCCCCUAGGGAGCAAGAAAAUAAAGAAAAGCCUAAGCAGCUCACAAUCUUCUAUGGCGGGAAGGUGCUGGUGUUUGAUGAUUUCCCUGCUGACAAGGCAAAGGACCUGAUGCAGCUGGCCAGCAAGGGCAGCCCUGUGGUACAGAACGUUGUUUUGCCUCAACCUUCUGCACCUACUGCUAUCACCGACAAGGCAGUGCCGGCCCCGGUCAUCAGCUUGCCUGCUGCUCAGGCUGAUGCUAAGAAGCCUGCUCGCACAAAUGCUUCUGAUAUGCCUAUUAUGAGGAAGGUGUCUCUUCACCGCUUCCUUGAGAAGAGAAAGGAUCGUCUCAAUGCAAAGGCACCAUAUCAAACUUCUCCUUCUGAUGCGGCACCAGUGAAGAAGGAGCCCGAGAGCCAGCCAUGGCUUGGACUGGGACCGAAUGCCGUGAAGUCCAAUCUGAGCCUGAGCUAG
Molecule: messenger RNA, 708 nt
Organism: Miscanthus lutarioriparius
Lineage: Eukaryota; Viridiplantae; Streptophyta; Magnoliopsida; Poales; Poaceae
Source: the annotation of a GenBank genome assembly